AUGGACGGAGGGAGGUUGACGGCCGUGGUUUCUGAUCCACCUCCACUAUCAAAUUUUCCUGCCGAUAUGCUCCUGGAAAUUCUCAAAAGGCUCCCAGCAAAAACCCUGAUGAAAUUGAAGUGCGUUUCGAAAUAUUGGCUUAACCUAAUACGCGACUCUUCCUUCGCAGAGUCUCACUUGAAUCACGCUCGAACUCAUCGCUCCGACGCCUCCCAACUUCUGUUAGCCUGCUUCUUGAGAUUCUCCGUCGAACGAAUAAAGACAAUUUUCCCGGCCACCAACGAGGAUCUUUGUUUAAGCGCUCAACUUCCGUCGCAUACUUUUGGCGAAGAUUUUCAACCUUGCUCCAACGUUGUCAACGGCCUUGUUUGCGUGUGUUUAGUCGUCUUCUCCAGGCACUUGCAUCCUUGUAUUUGGGUGCCCAAUCUUACGACCACGGAGAAGAAAGCCCUCCCAGUGCCGCCAAGCUUGGAAUUGGCUGCUAAACCAACAACUAAUCUCCACCGUAGCAGCAGAUUCUAUCUAGGGUUCGAUCCGGUCUCAAAAAAGUACAAAAUUCUACACUACCAUUGCGAAGUAGGGGCUUACGAGGUGCUCACGUUGGGAAGCGAAACCUGGAGGCAGGUACGAGGAAGCGCAGCUACAGAUGUUGACUUAGGGUUAGGGAAGAUUCGGGAAGGUUUCAUUUUUCAAGGAUUCGGACACGGAGGUAUGGCUUCCAUUAAUGGCAGAAUCUAUUUCAGAUACGUAGCGGAGAGGGUUAUAACAUUCUUCCAUUUGAAGGAGGAAAAAUUCGGACAAGUCGCUAUUCCACAAAGGAUAGAGGGCAUUACCUUUAAUACGGAUAUAGUCGACUUGGGAGGGAAAUUAAGUCUUGUCGUCGGAAUCUAUGAGCUCGUCAGCCAACUCCGAAUUUGGAUUUCGGAAGACGAUAACAAUAACGUUAAUUGGGUUGAGAAGAGAUUAACAUUACCAGAUCUUUAUUACGUGGAAACAAUGGGCGUCACAGGUAAUGGCAAGCUCAUACUAAACUGCAAGGAUAUUCCCUGUCCUCGCAUCCCUACUUACUUUUUCUGUUAUGAUUUGAAGACGUUUGAACUUAUAACCGCAAUUAAGAUGCAGCCAUACAGGGAUCCUCUUUUGUACAAUUUUGUUGAAAACAUUGUCCCUUUGGAUCGGAUCGGAUAUGAUAAUUGA
Messenger RNA from Ipomoea nil (Japanese morning glory), 1197 nucleotides. RefSeq names its product putative F-box protein At4g21240. Lineage: Eukaryota; Viridiplantae; Streptophyta; Magnoliopsida; Solanales; Convolvulaceae. Gene Ontology annotation, molecular function: protein binding. The record is from RefSeq and is a predicted model, not a curated record. The transcript has a single exon. The coding region runs from base 1 to 1197 and encodes 398 amino acids.